This is a messenger RNA of Pistacia vera, 3141 nucleotides long. RefSeq names its product ion channel CASTOR-like. Gene Ontology annotation, biological process: monoatomic ion transport. The record is from RefSeq and is a predicted model, not a curated record. NCBI's taxonomy places the organism in Eukaryota, Viridiplantae, Streptophyta, Magnoliopsida, Sapindales, Anacardiaceae.
AAAAAAGUUAAUCUCACAGAACCCUAAAGUUUUACGCUAUUUAAAAUACCCCAACACAUUUCAAAAAUUCAAAUCAUGUCCCUCGAUCCAGAGCCUCCCCCUUCUUCCUCAAGCAGCCGCGAUUGGUUCUUCCCUUCACACUCCUUUGUUCACUCCUCUCAUCAGUCCACGCCGAAAUACCAAAAACACCCUCGUCGGUUCUCCACGAAUACUAGACUGUCCCAGCCACGUCAGCCCGAUUCGAAACCCCCCAGAACACCGUCGUUUCGCUCUGUUUCGUCCUCCAACUCCUCCUUAAGAGACUCCAACUAUGCAGGGGUUAGAAAAAGAGCGUUGUACUCCACGCGCCGCGCGGAGCAGCCGCCGAAGCUCGAAGAAAUCGGCGCCGAAUCGGACCGAAAUGCCGGCAUUUCGGGCGAAAAAACCGGCGAGAAGAAUGUUGGGUUUUCGGGUCAACGGGUCAAGGUCCGAUGGCAGAUGGCGAUUUGCUUAGCGGUUGUGCUCACAGCUUUUAGUUCUUUGGUGCACAAGAAUUUCUACUUACAUAACCAAAUAAAUGAAUUGCAGGAACAGGUCUCAAAACUGAACAUAGUUACGAGCUUGCAAUUGUUGGAUUCUAUCCAUGUCAUUAGCUCCAUAUCAGAGGAAGUGAUGAACACCUAGCAAAGGCUUAAAAAUCUGGCUCUAAUUUUCUCGCUGACACUUUCAAUCCCGGUUCUUAUUUUGAAGUACAUUGAUUAUGUCUCUAGAUCAAGUCAUCAGAAAUAUUUCAGAAGAAGUUCUAAUAAGCAGCUUGCAUACCAGGUGGACAUAUUUUUAUCAGUCCAUCCAUAUGCGAAGCCAUUGGCAUUGUUGCUUGCAACACUACUUCUUAUUUGUCUUGGGGGUUUGGCACUCUAUGGUGUGACCGAUGAUGGCUUAGCAGAUUGCCUUUGGUUAUCCUGGACAUACGUUGCUGAUUCGGGCAACCAUGCAAACUCUGAAGGGAUUGGUCCAAGGCUAGUUUCCGUUUCCAUUAGUUUUGGUGUGCUUAUAUUCGCGAUGAUGCUUGGACUUGUUUCUGAUGCAAUUUCUGAGAAGUUUGACUCACUAAGGAAAGGAAGAAGGGUAGUUGAGCGAAAUCACACCCUAAUUCGUUGGAGUGAUAAACUGGGAUCACUACUGAAUCAACUAGCAAUAGCCAAUGAGGGCUUGGGUGGAGUUGUGGUUGUGGUGAUGGCUGAACGUGGCAAAGAGGAGAUGGAACUUGACAUUGCGAAAAUGGAGUUUGAUUUCAAAGGGACAUCUGUAAUAUGCAGAAGUGGUAGCCCUCUUAUUCUGGCUGACCUUAAAAAGGUAUCUGUCUCCAAGGCUCGUGCCAUAAUUGUCCUGGCUGAAGAUGGAAAUGCUGAUCAGAGUGAUGCUCGUGCUCUAAGAACAGUCUUAAGUCUAACAGGAGUAAAAGAAGGGUUGAGAGGGCACAUUGUGGUAGAACUAAGUGAUCUUGACAAUGAGGUCCUAGUUAAACUUGUUGGAGGAGAACUUGUUGAAACCGUUGUAGCUCAUGAUGUCAUUGGGCGCUUGAUGAUUCAAUGUGCUCGGCAGCCUGGACUUGCACAGAUCUGGGAAGAUAUUCUUGGGUCUGAAAAUUGUAAGUUCUACAAAAAAAGAUGGCCGAUGUUGGAUGGCAUGUCAUUUGAGGAUGUUUUGAUCAGUUUUCCUGAUGCUAUACCUUGUGGAGUCAAGGUUGCAUACUGUGGUGGUAAGAUUAUUCUGAAUCCUGAUGACUCAUACAUGCUGCAAGAAGGUGAUGAAGUUCUUGUCAUUGCUGUAGAUGAUGACAGCUAUGCUCCAGCAGCAUUGCCUACGGUCAAAGAAGCAUCAUUCAUACAUAUUGCCCGACCAGCAAGAAAGCCACAGAAGAUUCUACUUUGUGGAUGGAGGAGGGACAUUGAUGAUAUGAUUGUGGUGUUAGAUGCCUUCCUAGCGCCUGGUUCAGAACUUUGGAUGUUCAAUGAGGUACUUGAAAAUGAUAGGGAAAAGAAGCUUAUUGAUGGUGGUCUAGAUCUCAGCAGGUUGGAGAAUAUAACACUAGUUAAUCGUGAGGGGAAUGCUGUUAUACGACGUCAUUUGGAAAGCCUUCCCUUGGAAUCGUUUGACUCGAUUCUAAUUUUGGCUGAUGAGUCGGUUGAAGAUUCUGCCAUUCAAGCAGAUUCCAGAUCUCUUGCCUCAUUACUUCUGAUUCGUGAUAUUCAGGCUAAGCGUCUUCCAUGUAGAGAGGCUAUGGUAACCCAAGCUAACAGAGGUAACUUCUCACCAGGUUCUUGGAUUGGAGAGAUGCAGCAAGCUUCUGAUAAAUCAGUGAUAAUAAGUGAAAUUCUGGAUCCUAGGACUAAGAAUUUAUUAUCCAUGUCAAAGAUCAGUGAUUAUGUUUUGUCAAAUGAACUUGUCAGCAUGGCGUUAGCCAUGGUUGCGGAGGAUCGACAGAUAAAUGAUGUCUUGGAAGAGCUGUUUGCAGAAGAGGGAAAUGAGUUACAAAUAAGGCAAGCAGAUCUCUACCUCCGCGAAGGUGAGGAAUUGAGUUUCUUUGAAAUAUUAUUACGAGCUCGAAAGAGGAGAGAGAUCCUUAUUGGUUAUCGCUUGGCUAAUGCCGAGAGAGCUGUCAUCAAUCCACCUUCCAAAAAUGAGACAAAGAGAUGGUCUCUGAAGGAUGUCUUUGUGGUAAUUGCAGAGAAGGAAUAAUCCCUCAUUCCUGGAAAAGGAAGAAUAUCCUUCUGCAACUGGUGAAAUCUCGAACAUCCUGCACUGAUCAAAAGAACGAACAUCACCAUCUCGAUCUGACUGAAUUUAAUCCAAACAACGAGCACCACCUUCCCGAUCACUUACACUAGAAAUCGAUCUCAAAAGCAUUGAAACACGGCUCCUUUCCGAUUACUGAAUGGCUGCCUUUUUUUUGUUCGUAUUGUGAAUAUAGAUUGAUCUUGUUGUAUUACAAAUCUUGAAUAUAGGUUAGGUGUAUUGGACUGAAGUUUAAUUUGAGUAGAAUGGUCCGGAAACAUUUGUGUUUGAGAUCUUGAUGGCUGGUUUGUAUAAAAUGAAGGAUAUGCAGACUGUGAGGUUGCAAAGUAAGCCUGUGCAGGUGGCAUGUGUGAGGGGUGUGAG